Molecule: messenger RNA, 2051 nt
Organism: Ochlerotatus camptorhynchus
Lineage: Eukaryota; Metazoa; Arthropoda; Insecta; Diptera; Culicidae
Gene: Fic
Product: FIC domain protein adenylyltransferase
Exons: 3
Coding region: 155-1651 (498 amino acids)
Molecular function (GO): protein binding
Source: RefSeq, a predicted model, not a curated record
GUCAAAGAAACUUGGAACGGAAAAAGGAUCAGCUGCUGGCAUUAACAUUCCAUUCUAAAAAGUGCGUGAUUUGUCGUGAAACAUUAUUUUCUUUCUAUUACGUGUAGUCAGUCGUUAGUGCAAUAAAUUCUGAAGUUAAACCUAUCAGAUUAAAAUGUGUUGUGUUUGCGGAGAACAAUCGCCCGAUCUCAAUGGACUCCAUAAACGAUCGCGAUCGUCAACGAGAAGCGUGUCCCAGAAAUGGCGCUAUCAAAUGAAUAGCUUUCACUAUUUCAUAAUUUUUGUCAGCGGUUCGAUGUUUUCCGGGGUCAUGUUUGCGUUGCUAAAUUACGCUCCGAAAUAUGUACUACUUCCUUCCCGGACUGCGCCACAUCACCUUCCGGAUGGGAAGUUUUUGCAGAUUGCUGAUGAAGUUCGUGUCUUGGAGCCGUACUUUCCAGCCGUCCGGAUGCCAAGUGGAUUAGGUGAUGGCAAUAAUAGUGGCAAAUAUAGCAAGAACGAACCGCACGAUUCUAAUGAGCAGGAAGCGCUUAGCUCGUUGAAGGUGGCGAUUGAGAUGAAUAUGAUGGGGAAGGAUGAUAAGGCUGCUCGGUUGUUCCAGCAUGCAUUGGCACUGUCCCCGAAGCAUCCGGAAAUACUUACCAAGUAUGGGGAGUUCUUGGAACACAAUCAACAGGAUGUGGUGAGGGCGGAUCAUUACUAUUAUCAAGCGUUGACGGUGAAUCCGGCCCACUCGGAUGCGCUGGCCAAUCGGCAGAGGACGGCUCAAAUUGUGGAACAUCUGGAUCAGAAGCGUUUCGAGAGGUUGGACCAGAAGCGCGAUGCCUUAUCGUCGGUUUCGGCCACGAAUGUGGCGCUGAAGCGGGCCGAGAAGGAAGCCUACAUUCAGCAUAUCUACCACUCGGUGGGCAUCGAGGGCAACACGAUGAGUUUGGCAGAGACGAGAUCGAUUCUGGAAACGAGAAUGGCAGUCGAUGGGAAGAGUAUCGACGAGCAUAAUGAAAUCCUGGGACUGGAUGCCGCGAUGAAGUACAUCAAUGCAACGCUGGUGAACAAAAAUGAUUUCAUUACGCUGAAAGACAUCCUGGAGAUCCAUCGACGCGUUCUAGGUCACGUUGACCCGAUCGAGGGUGGCGAGUUUCGUCGUACGCAAGUUUAUGUCGGAGGUCACGUUCCUCCCGGUCCCGGAGAUCUGUCAAUUCUGAUGAGCCGAUUCGAAGGUUGGCUAAACGCGAAGCAAACCUUCCAGCUCCAUCCGGUAAAAUACGCCGCCAUGGCUCACUAUAAGCUAGUUCAUAUCCACCCAUUCACUGAUGGCAAUGGAAGAACUUCCCGUCUUCUGAUGAACACCCUGCUUAUGAGGGCCGGUUAUCCUCCGGUUAUCAUCCAGAAGCAGCAUCGACACAAGUACUACGACUACCUGCAGGUGGCGAACGAAGGGGACAUCCGUCCGUUUGUGCGUUUCAUUGCGGAUUGCACCGAGCGGACGUUGGAUUUGUACCUCUGGUCUACGAGUGAACUAUCGCAUCCGAUUCCGCUGCUAGCACAGGAGAGCAUGUCCAAUGGAGUCCCACUGAUCAAUGGCUUCGAGAGGGAAACGACCGUUGAAGGAAGCGGGUCUGGCGAUACAAUUCGGAUAGGAACCAUUUGAUAUCUGCUUGCCUCAGUGCUAACGAUAGCGAUCGUGAUUCUGCUAAUGCGCCAAAACGCCCAGCCAAUCGUAACGUUGCUGGCAAUCUAGAAGAGAAUACAAAUAUUGUUCCUUAUGUCCGUCGAAGCCAAAUGCCCCGUCUGAGGUGAGUAUCUUUUAGCAAAAUCUAUUCCGAGUAAGGGAAAGAAGAACAUUUUUUUAAUAGUUAAGGGGUCGUUAAAAUUCAUCAAAAAGUAGUUACUAGAAUUUUUAAUUGCGACCGAACGUUACCAAACAAUCUGAUUAAAUUCAUACGAUUAGGAGUCGUCUGGUAGUUUUUAAUUUGGUAACACAAGAAGUUAUGUUUAUGUGUUUGUGUAUAUUGUAAAUAAAAGUUAGAAUGUUAUGUUUUUAUAAAAUA